Molecule: messenger RNA, 3405 nt
Organism: Rotaria sordida
Lineage: Eukaryota; Metazoa; Rotifera; Eurotatoria; Philodinida; Philodinidae
Source: the annotation of a GenBank genome assembly
AUGUCAAAAGCGUCUAUUCUCCGUGUUCAAUCAUCUGACGGUACAAAACGUGUUGAUAUUAAUUCUCAAGAUACAUAUAAAACUAUAUAUCAAAAAGUUGCACAAGCAUUUUCAUUAGCAUCAAUUGAAGAUUUUACAUUAUAUAAAGAAAAAAAUAAACAAUCGUCAUUAGGACGAACACAAAAUCGAACAAAUUUUAAACAUGGUGAUAUGAUUUAUUUAAUUGCUGAACGUGAAAAUUUAUUUCCAACAGAUACAACUGCAUCAUCAUCAUCAUCAUAUGGUACACUUGAUUUUAAAUCUGAUACACCAACAAAUGGAAAUAGUUAUGCAUCACCAAAAAUUGGUUCAUUUCAAACAAAUAAUAUGGGAAAAUUAAAUACAAUUAAUAAUACAGAUAUUAAAGAAGAUGAUGUUGAUAUACAAUUAGAUAAAAUGGAUGGACGUAUACCAAGAAAACGUAAUCCACAAUUAUGUCAUCAUAAUGUACAUGGAAAAUGUUUACAUUGUAUACCUAUUGAACCAUAUGACGAAGAAUUUUUAAAAAAUCGUAAUCCACCUAUUAAACAUAUGUCAUUUAGAGCUUAUAUUAGAAAAUUACAAAGUUCAGCGGCAAGUGAUAGAACUACAUUUGCAAGUCUUGAGAAUAUUAGUUGUUCAAUUAAAGAAAAAUGUGCCACUGGUCAUGCACCUUGGCCAAAAGGUGUUUGUACAAAAUGUCAACCAAAUCCUGUAACACUUAUGCGUCAGCCUUAUCGUCAUGUAGACAAUAUAAUGUUUGAGAAUGGAAAUAUGGUAAAUCGUUUUUUAAAUUAUUGGCGUUCAUCAGGUCAUCAACGUAUUGGUUUUCUUUAUGGUCGUUAUGAAGUAUAUGAUGGUGUACCAUUAGGUGUUCGUGCAGUUGUUGCAGCUAUUUAUGAACCACCACAAGAAACAUCAAGAGAUAGUGUUAAAUUAAAUCUUCCUGAUCCACAUGAAGCACUUAUUGAUGAUCUAGCACGUCGUCUUAAUAUUCGUCGUAUUGGAUGGAUUUUUACUGAUCUUGUACCAGAUGAAAGUAAAUCAGGUAGUGGUCCUGUUCUUCAUCAUCGUGGCAAUGUGAAUUCAUAUUUUUUAAGUGCACAAGAAUGUAUAAUGGCUGGUUGGUUGCAAAAUAAUCAUCCAAAUGUAUGCAAAUAUUCUCCAGAUGGUUAUUUUGGUUCAAAAUUUGUUACUGUUGUUGUUACUGGUGAUGUAUCAGGUCAAAUACAUUUUGAAGGUUAUCAAGUUUCAAAUCAAUGUAUGGCUUUAGUUAAAUCAAAAAUUUUACUUCCAACUUAUGAUGCACCUGAAUUAGGUUAUGUUAGAGAAACAAGUUCAGAACAAUAUGUUCCUGAUGUUUAUUAUAAAGAAAAAGAUUCAUAUAAUAAUGAAAUAAUGAAAAUAGCACGUCCAUUACCACUUGAAUAUCUUAUUAUUGAUGUUCCAACAGGUUUUCCAUCGAGUGAUGCACAAAUACAAUCAACAUUUAAUGAUGAUUGUAAAACAAUAAAAACACCAUUUUGUGUUGAAAAUCGAAUGCAAAUUGGAGAAUUACAAGAUAUGAAUGCAUUAGCAUCAUAUUUACAACAAUUUUCAAAAACUACUAAUGCUGGUAUAACAACAGCAGGUACAAGUCAAUAUAAAGCAACAGAUAUAUUAGCUGAUAUUCAUCUAUUGAGAUAUUUGGCUGUCAAUGAUAUUAUUUCAUUUUCAAUGGAUCAACUCGAUCCAUUACUCGAUUCUAUACGUACGAAUGAUCUUAAUGGUGUUGAAACUUGGAUGGAAGGUUCUGAUUGGCAAACAAUAGUUCAAGUUCUACAAACACAUAGUCCUAGUCCAACUGCUGUAACAGGUAAUCGACCAUCAUAUAUGGAUUUUGAAGAUCAACGUGAUUUAACAUCUUCAUUAUCUCAAUGGAAUUGUCCACGAUGUACUUUUAUUAAUGAUGGUUCAUCUCGGAUAUGUGAAAUAUGUUCAUGUGAAAAAGAAUCAGACAAAAAAAUUAUGAGUACACUAGUGAAUAGACCUAGUGGUGGAGCGAGUAGUGGUAUUACAGGAGCUAGUAAUGAUGGUUCAACAGACAAUGAUGUUCUAUCGCAAUAUAAAGUUCUUACAUUAACAUUCAAUCAAGAUUGCACAUCAUUAGCAAUGGGUACACGAAAAACUUAUGCUUUAUUUACUAUUAGUCCAGAUAACAAAAUUGAUGAAAUCUAUGAUUGUGCUUAUGAUGAUGUAUGUAUAAUUGAACGUCUAUUUUCAAGUUCAUUAACAGCACUUGUUAGUAAUCAAGCACCACGCAAAUUAAAAGUUUGUCAUUUUAAAAAAGGAACAGAAAUAUGUUCAUAUUCAUUUGCUAAUACAAUACUUGCUGUUAAACUUAAUCGUUUGAGACUUAUCGUCUGUUUAGAAGAAAGUAUUUAUAUUCAUAAUAUGCGAGAUAUGAAAGUUUUACAUACAAUUCGAGAUGUACCAUCAAAUCGUGAAGGUCUUUGUGCAUUAUCAUCAAAUAGUGAAAAUUCUUAUUUAGCUUAUCCGGGUAGUUCAUUAACUGGUGAAGUACAAGUUUUUGAUACAUUAAAUCUAAAAUCAGGUGUUAUGAUAAGUGCUCAUGAAAGUCCACUUGCUGCAAUAGCUUUUGAUAUGACUGGAACAAAAUUAGCAACAGCAUCAAAUAAAGGAACAGUCAUUCGUGUUCAUAGUGCUGUUGAUGGUACACGACUUUUUGAAUUUCGUCGAGGUGUACGACGAGCUGCUACUAUAUAUUCAUUAGCAUUCAGUCCUGAUUCAAUGUUUUUAGCAGCAUCAAGCAAUACAGAAACAAUUCAUAUAUUUCGUUUAGCUAAUCCAAAAGAAAAAGCACCUGAAGAAGCAACAUGGAUGGGUUAUCUUGGUCGUAAAUUAAGUGAUGUUGCACAUUAUUUACCUAAACAAACAUCUGAAGUAUUAACACAAGAUCGUUCAUUUGCUUUUGUACAUUUACAAUCACCUGGUAUGAAAACAGCAAUAGCUAUGAAUGUAUUAAAUAAAACAUUAAAAUUAUUUGUUGCUGGUUAUGAUGGUGUUGUUUGUGUUUAUGAAGUAAACACAAAUGAUGGUGGUGAAUGUAAACAAAUAAGUCAACAUCUUUUAUUUAGUAUGUCUUCAAAUUCAAAUAAUCAACAAAUAGUAACAACAAAUGAAACACGAAAUUCUAUUGAUGGAUCUGGAAGAACAUAUUCAACUAAUAUAAUAACAAAUGAUAAUGCAACUGUUCCAUUAUCAUCAACAUCACCAGUAACAACUCCUACAACAGGAAAAAAUUUUAUUCAUCAAUCAUCGAAUAUUCCAAAUGAUGAACAAAAUUUUCCUCGAUUACCUUCAUCACCACCGGGUCUUUAUGAUUAA